Notolabrus celidotus (New Zealand spotty) is the source of this 3723-nucleotide messenger RNA. RefSeq names its product phospholipid phosphatase related 5b (gene plppr5b). Gene Ontology annotation, biological process: signal transduction; phospholipid dephosphorylation; phospholipid metabolic process. NCBI's taxonomy places the organism in Eukaryota, Metazoa, Chordata, Actinopteri, Labriformes, Labridae. The transcript is spliced from 8 exons. The coding region runs from base 278 to 1255 and encodes 325 amino acids. The record is from RefSeq and is a predicted model, not a curated record. Gene Ontology annotation, molecular function: phosphatidate phosphatase activity.
CAGACCAACCUGUUCCGCGCAUGCGCACAGGCAGCUGAGUCCUCAUGCAUGCACCACCACCACAGAUCCGGUAAUUAAAACAAGGAAGAUGCGGAAAAGUGUGAGGCGAUAAGAUGGAAGCCCCGGAGUCUGUGUAACCUAAUGAGAUGACAGCUGCAGUUUGCGGAUUCAGUCCCCGUCAGAAGCUUCAGCUGGGGCAUUUUGUUGCUGCUGUGACGCCGGUAGAGACUCCAGAGAGCUGCACAAACUCCUGGAGCUGUCCAAGGAGCCAUUCAACAUGCCUCCAAAUCAACUCAGCAAAAAGCAGCGCAGGAAAAUGUGCACUUCACUGGCAGGAGAGCUGGUGAUCAUGGCCGGGACCGUCAUGCUGGCCUACUACUUUGAGUAUACCGACACCUUCAGCGUGCACGUGCAGGGCUUUUUCUGCUAUGAUACCGCCUACACCAAACCCUACCUGGGACCGGAGGACAGCAGUGCCGUCCCACCCAUCCUGCUCUACGCUGUAGUGGCUGGGCUGCCCACGCUGCUGAUCACAAUCACAGAGACUGUGCUGUUCCUGGUCCAGUACACGUCCAAAGAGUUUGACCGCUCAGAGAAGACGGUGGCCACCGGAGACUGCUGCUACCUGAACCCGCUCGUACGCAGGACCUUCCGCUUCCUUGGAGUCUACACCUUUGGCCUCUUCACUGUUGACAUCUUUGUCAAUGCAGGCCAGGUAGUGACAGGGAACCUUGCACCUUACUUCCUAACGGUCUGUAAGCCAAACUACACAGCUCUGGGAUGUCAGCAGGCCCUUCGCUAUAUCAGCCACCAGGAGGCCUGCACAGGAAACCAGGACGACAUCAUGCGCGCCAGAAAGACCUUCCCAUCUAAGGAGGCUGCUCUCAGUGUCUACGCUGCGCUGUACCUGGCUAUGUAUGUGACGUGCACGGUGCAGGCGAAGGGCACUCGUCUGGCCAAGCCAGUGCUGUCUCUCGGGCUCAUGUGCAUGGCAUUUCUCACCGGCCUGAACCGUGUGGCUGAAUACCGAAACCACUGGUCGGAUGUCAUCGCCGGCUUCAUCAUUGGAACCGCCAUCGCAACUUUCCUGGUGGUGUGUGUAGUCCACAACUUCAAAGGCAAGUUACUGCUGAGCGAGGACUCACCGAUGGAGCCACAGCCCAAUAUAGGAAUGCUGAGUAUGGGUCGAUUGGAGAGUCCUCUGGAGAAGUAUAUUGCUUCACAGAAUCACAUCGCCUUCGCUGAGGUCACAUGACGUGGAGUCGGCGGUGUGGCAAACCCAUUGGACAUCCACACUCUUCACCGUCCAAUCCAAUUAACCAGAGUGCAGCGCUAAACCCAUCCUCCGUGUGUGUGUCUGACCUGCAGUGCGUUGUUCUAUGUUGUCUUUAUCAGGCGCCUGUUGUCCUUCGCAGCUUCUUGUACUCAAGAAAAAAAACUAAAAAAGAAACAAAGAAAAAAAAGAGUCAACAACUCCACGGGACAGGUCGUUCCUUCUUUCUCCAUCUAUGCACUUAUUCUGAAUCCUGUUUAGACUUUUGCCUCUCAGAUUAAGCUUGUUGUGAGGCCAACAGAGAAGACUUGUUGCACACUGCUUAACACAAGAAAAAGAGUGGAGAAAUGGAUUGCAUUGCGUUGCUUUAACUGUCCUACCACUGAGCUGAAUGGGAGUUUCCAAACAGAGCAAAUGAUGACAAAUCAGCCCAUCGUAUGUCGCUUCCAUUGAAUGCCCAUACUCUGAUUUUUUUCAUGCUUGUAUGACAUCAUUAUCGUAACAUUCAGAGAAUUGCUGGGAAUUUGAUUAUCAAUUUGACACCAACUUCUGGGCCCAUAUUUAUCACUCAACUUCACAACUCUGCAAACUUAAGGAUACAACCUUUACUAAAUGUCUUCUGACUUAAACGGCUCUUCGAUCUGAGAGACUUCCAUGGCUUUUAAGUUGUUUAUCCGCAAUUUAGGAACCACCUAGAACUCCCAAAGUGCUAGUUGGAAAUGGAACAGAAACAGAAGAGAGAAAAGUUCUCCAUGGUGAACGGAAAAUUUACUGAAUAAAUGGGUAUAAGUCUGAUUUCAGUGGUCCAACUUGUUGCAUUCAUGACAGCAAAGAGCUUCACCUGUAGUGGCAAAGUAAACAUGAUCAAGGCUUUCACAUAGGGAGCUUUAACACAAGAAAUUGUGCUGUUUCUGGGCUUUGAAGUAUCAAAGAAAAAAGGAGGUUUUCAUAUUCAUGUCCUACCAUUACAUUGUAUAUUAUAUAACCCUGAUCUGAAGGAGAGGCAGACAUGUUUGAGACAACAAUGCUGAACAUUUCAAGCUACAGGAGGUUUUCACUUACAUGUUCUUGGCAGCUGAUCCUGUUUUUAUCUAUUAUUUAUUUAUUGUCUGUUUCCAUGUAUGCUAUUUCUGUAUUAGGUGUAACAUGCCUGUCAAGGCUACAUGUGAGUGGAACGGUUCCUCUUUACAACAUAAAUGAGACAAUGAUAUUGCUGUUGCUGUAUUCUCACAGGGGCUUUUACAAAGACCUUUUUUUUCUUCACAAAGCCAGCCUUCUGACAGCAGAUAGGAAACCGAAGUGCAGCUUGCGUAACUCUCAGGUCUGCACACUUUGUGUGUUUGUGUGUGUGUUGGCUGCUUUGUAUCCUGUGGUUAUCAUAAGCACCCUUUGACCCACAGAGACGUUUUCAUGCAUCUUUGAAGAACCAUAAUUGCAGUCUUAGUCCCUUUGUGUCUUUGUAGAUAAUAACCAUAACGUAGAAUAAUUACUUAGUGGUUAAAGUGUUAUGUGACAGACACAGGUCUGUGUGUGCCAUUAUGAAACAUCUAUGUGUGAAGCGGUUUUGGAGGUAUGCCAAGUGUGAGGAAACAACCUUAAUGUGCUCGCUUUGAUUGGUGAGAAUCUGGAGGUUGAAAGAAGUGGAUGUUUACAAGACAUAAAGGAGCUCUUAUCAAAUGUCUGAACUUUUUGGUGCAAUAAUUGAGAGCAUUUUGAUAAAUAUGGGCCCAGGUCUAUGUAGCAAAUUAGGCAAACUGUCAUUUAUAAUCAUGUGUCUUUAUUUUGUCCUGACAUCUGUACAAGGCUGGAUCUGUGUGUGUUCAGCAAUUUCAGUCAACUGCAACCAAUGAAAGCACUAUACACUCUGUAUAAAACAAAUCUAACAACAAGGGUUUCUUAGUUGCACCAGACAAUCACCGUCUCCCUCGCUGCUUCCUUUUUAUCUCCCUCUCUCUCUUUAUUGUAGUUAAACAUAGGUUCGGGGUUGCAGAUUAUACCAUGUAAUGCUGUAAUGAGGAAUGGACAUGGUACAAAGCCUCUACAAUCCAUUGUGAAAAGAACGCAAAUAGCUUUCUUUUUCUACGUGAUGACUUUAAAUAUAACAGUCAUUCUGACUCACAGGCCAAAACUGAGAUUUUUCUUGUAUGCGCUUACUACAAUUAGUUCUCUUCUUGUCUCCUGUUAGAUGUUUUCUGCAAUGUCAAAUCAGGUUAUAGUGAUGUAAGAAAAACUACCAUCCUCUUUUCUCAGUGAAAGGAUUUAUUCAUUGCCUGUGUCUUCACUAUCAAAGACAUGCUGGGCUGCCUUCACACUGGCAGUUUCUGUAGUUCCAUAUCACAGAACAGGAACAUCUUUGAUCAUCGGCCAGGCUACACAUGUAGUUGUUGCAGUUUUUACUUUGAAAUUCCUAUAAUGUAGCUAAGUCCAGCAUUAAACAUUGAAGAUUCAUU